Molecule: messenger RNA, 6331 nt
Organism: Scleropages formosus (Asian bonytongue)
Lineage: Eukaryota; Metazoa; Chordata; Actinopteri; Osteoglossiformes; Osteoglossidae
Product: intersectin-2-like
Exons: 40
Coding region: 108-5873 (1921 amino acids)
Biological process (GO): positive regulation of Rho protein signal transduction; intracellular signal transduction
Molecular function (GO): protein binding; guanyl-nucleotide exchange factor activity; calcium ion binding
Source: RefSeq, a predicted model, not a curated record
UUUCGUUUCGCCUCAGCCCGAACAAUGAGAGUGAGCUAGCCAGCUGAGUGGACUGGGACUACCCCCCAGCCUAACCCUUCUGCCCCUCCCACCUGCAACCAUGAUGAAUGGUGGUCGCAGUAUAUGGGCCAUCACCCCAGAGGAGAGGGAGAAACAUGACAAGCAGUUUGACACCCUGUCUCCCACUCUUGGCUAUGUGUCAGGAGAUCAGGUACACUCGUUUUUCCUGCAGUCAGGGCUCCCGAAACAUGUCCUGGCAGAAAUAUGUGGACAGAAACACUUCUUUCUGUGGAGGAAGCAUGUCUGUCAGGACACUGGCUGACAUGAACAAGGAUGGGAAGAUGGACAGACUAGAGUUCUCCAUUGCCAUGAAGCUUAUCAAGAUGAAGCUGCAAGGCAAUGCCCUCCCCUCUGCGCUACCCAUCAUCAUGAAGCAGCCGCCUGUGGCACCACCCAUGACGUCCUCAUCACGCUAUGGAAUGGGCUCUAUGCCAAACCUAUCCAUCCUGCCUGCCAUGCCCAUGAUAUCUGCCAUGCCCAUGAUGUCCACCUCAAUGAGCUCCAUGGGAACCAUGACUCCUGUGACGCCGCUGGUGCCUGCAGGGAUACCCAUAGGGCUAACCACAGCAUUGCCUGCAGCGAACCCCACAGGGAUGGCCAUGCCUGUUCUCCCUUCUGUCACUACGCCCACUUUGCCCAAUGGCACUGCAGGCUUCCUUCAGCCCACCCCCAUCAAUAGUGCUGUCAGUCAGAUGGCACCUCGGGGAACCCUCCCUCUGUCCAGCUCCUUCACCUCAUCUCCACUUGGGUUUACCAGCACAGGAAUGACCAAGACACAGUCCCUCUUGGACCUUGGGUCAAGCAGCUCCAACUCCUCGUCCACCACCUCCCUAGCAAGCAGCUCCCCCAAGACGGGCUCCUCCGAUUGGGCAGUGCCACAGGCGUCCCGACUCAAGUAUCGACAGCAGUUCAAUAGCUUGGACAAGCAGAUGAAAAACUACCUCUCAGGUCCGCAGGUCAGGAAUGCUAUGGCUGCCUCCCUGCUCACUCAGACACAGCUUGCUGCCAUUUGGAACUUGGCAGAUGUGAACAAGGAUGGGCAGCUGACAGCAGAAGAGUUCAUACUGGCCAUGCAUCUGGUGGACAUGGCCAAGACAGGGCAACCGCUGCCUCUCACAUUGCCUGCAGACCUGGUACCUCCUUCCCUCAGAACUGGGAAACCAGGUGAAAACGUACCUUCCACCUACAGUGCAAUAAAUGAUGACUUGCAGGCAGAGCCACCACAGAAGACAAAGAGCAAUGUGUCAUUUGAGGAUAAGCUGAAGGAGAACUUCCAGCGGGGCAACGCAGAACUGGAGAAGCGGCGGCAGGCUUUGCAAGAGCAGCAACGACGGGAGGAGGAGCGAUUGGCCCAAAAGGCCCGAGAGGAGCAGGAGCGCCGUGAGCAAGAGGCUCGAGAACUAGAGAGAAAGAGGCAAGAGGAGCAGGAGAGGAGGCUGGAACGGCAGCGGGAACUUGAACGACAGAGGGAGGAAGAGCGGCUGAAAGAGUUAGAACGCAAGGAGGCAGCCAAACAGGAGCUGGAGCGCCAGAGGAAGCUGGAAUGGGAGCGGAGGAGGCGUCAAGAGCUGAUGAGCCAGAGGAACCAGGAGCAGGAGGACAUUGUGCGAUUGAAGGCCAAGAAGAGGAGCCUGGAGAUGGAACUUGAGGCCGUUGGUGACAAGCAUAAGCAGAUCUCUGACCGCCUUCGGGAUAUCCAGAGCAAGAAGAAGAUCCAGAAGGGGGAGCUGGACCUGAUCAACCAGAAACGACACAGCCGCAUUGUAGAGAUCAACAGUCUGCAGCAGCAGUUUGAAGAUGGCCAGAAGAAAGUAUCACAGUUGGUUUCAGAGCAGCAGAGGCUGAGGGAGAGACUUUGCAAUAUGGGGCUGAACAAUUUGCCUAGUUCAACAGUGAGCACCUUAAACAGAAGUGUGACAGAGAAAGACACCACGUGUCGGAAACUAAAGGAGCAGCUAGAUGCUCUGGAGAAGGAGACAUCAGAAAAGCUGUCAGAGGUGGACCAGUACAACAAAGACCUUAAGGAGCUGAGGAACAGUCAGAGCAAGCAGCAGGCUGCACUAGACAAGCUUGUCCGGAUCAAAGCAGAAAAGCUGCGAGAACUACAGAGGCGUCGUGAGGAGGAGCUGGAGAGGAAGAGGAGGGAGGAAGAAGAGGCUGUCAGGCAAGCCAAGCUGGAGAAGGAGCGGCUGUGGCGGGAGAAGCUGGAGCGUGAAGAGGAGGAGCGCCGUCGCCGUUUGCAGGAGGAGAGGGAAGCUAAGCUGAAGGAAGAGGAAGAGCGAGAAGUUCAGGCAAGACUUCGGGCAGCGCAAGAGCAAGCUGAGCGAGAACGCAAGGCUGCUGAAGAGCGGGAACGUAAGAAGAGGGAGGAAGCCCUGAGGAGAGAAGAAGAAAGGAGGCGACAAGAAGAACGGAGGCUCGAAGAGGAGAGACAGAGAGAGGAGCGCAAGAGAGCAGAGGAGGAGAGGAAGAGGCAGGAGGAAGAGCACAAGAGAGCUCAAGAGGAGAGGAGGCGGAAGGAGGAAGAGAAAAGGAAGCAGGAGGAGGAGAGAAAGAGGGUGGAAGAAGAAAGAAGAAAACUUGAGGAAGAGAGGAAGAGGCUUGAAGAGGAGAAGAGGAAAUUUGAGGAAGAAAGGCAGCGACAGGAGGAGGAGCGGAAGAGGCGGCAAGAGGAGGAGCAGAGAAGAAAAAAGGAGGAGGAGCGCCGCGAACUGGAAAGGAAGCGUGAAAAAGAGGAAGAGGAAAGGAGGCGGCAACGAGCUCAAGUGGCUGCUAUCAGGGAUGCAGAAGAGAGAAAAAGACAGGAGGAAGAGAGUAAAAAACAGGAGGAAGAACGAAAAAGACAGGAGGAGGAGAGGAGGCGAAAGCAACAGGAGGAAGAAGCUGCAGCCAGACAAAGAGAGGAGGUGGCCUGGCAGCAAAAACAGCUGCAGCAGCAGCCGCAAAAUUCUGCCAAAACAGAUAUUCAUGAGAAGCUCUCAGCCCUAAUUAGAGGCAUAGAGGAAAGGAAAGGGGGUCUAAAGCCUGUAACUGCAGCACAUAGGAAGUCUGCAGCCCUUACCACCUAUAGAGCUCUCUACCCUUUCACAGCCAGAAACGCAGAUGAGCUGACGUUUGAGGCAGAGAGCUUAAUCGAGGUAGAUGAGAAGACUGAGAGUGAGCCGGGAUGGCUGUACGGCAGCUAUCAAGGCAAAAUGGGCUGGUUCCCUGAGAGCUAUGUGGAGAAGCAAACGAAAGUGAAGGCUACUGCCUUUGUCAAACAGGCUCUGAUCCCUUCAUCUGCAGCAUCUACCUCAGUGUCCAUGGGCAAAUCACAGGCGGAUGUCAACAGCUCACCAGCAGGACAGAGCAUCCCGGGGGGAGCGGGUCAGAAUUCUGCCUUCACUCCAACCCAUCCACCAGGCUCAGCCUCCACAGAGUAUGGACAGGUUGUGGGUAACCUCCAGGCCCAGGCACUGUGUUCCUGGACAGCCAAGACAGACAAUCACCUAAACUUCUCCAAGGAUGACGUGAUUACUGUGCUGGAGCAGCAAGAGAAUUGGUGGCUGGGGGAGCUGAAUGGAGUCCAGGGCUGGUUCCCCAAGUCCUAUGUCACACUGCUGCCUGGAAGCCACACCCAUACAGAGAACUUUUACUCUGAGGGAUUGGACAAAUCCAACGCAACUCAGCAAGAGGAGUUUGUGGCCUUGUACACAUAUGAAAGCCCAGAGCCAGGAGACCUUACCUUCAGCGAGGGUGAAAUCAUCAUGGUGACAGAAAAAGAGGGGGGAUGGUGGAAGGGCUGUAUAGGGGACAGGACUGGAGUCUUCCCCUCUAACUAUGUGAAGGCAAAGGAGACUGAUGCCCCUAGCAGCACUGGCAAAUCAGCAGCUAGCAGCAAAAAACCUGAAAUUGUCCAGGUAGUAACUGCAUACACGGCCACCGGUCCAGAACAACUGAGUCUGGCCCCAGGACAGGUCAUUCUCAUCCAGGCCAAGAACCCCACAGGCUGGUGGCAGGGAGAACUGCAGGCAAGAGGUAAAAAACGCCAGAUGGGAUGGUUCCCUGCAUCCCACGUCAAGCUGUUAGGGUCUAGCGGUGGGAAGUCCACUCCAGCAUCUGCUCCAAUUUGCCAAGUUAUUACAAUGUAUGAUUAUAAGGCAGCCAAUGAGGAUGAGAUGAGCUUUACCAAGAGUCAGCUGAUCAACGUGUUAAACAAGGAUGAUGCUGAUUGGUGGAAAGGAGAAUUGAACGGCGUUGUUGGCCUGUUCCCUACCAACUAUGUUCAAAUCACCACAGAUUCUGACCCAAGCCAACAGUGGUGUGCGGACCUGACAAGCCUGGACUCCAUGAGUCCGCAAGAGAGGAAGCGCCAGGGCUACAUUCAUGAGCUCAUCGAGACUGAAGAGCGCUACAUGAAUGACCUUCAGCUGGUGCUGGACGUCUUCUACAAGCCCAUGUCUGAAUCUGGCCGCCUCACAGAGGGGGAGAUGGGUAUGAUUUUUGUCAACUGGAAGGACCUGAUCAUGUGCAACACCAAACUGCUCAAGGCCCUGCGGGUGCGGAAGAAGACGGGCGGGGAGAAGAUGCCUGUACAGAUGAUCGGGGACAUCCUCGCCUCAGAGCUCUCCCACAUGCAGGCAUACAUUCGCUUCUGCAGCUGCCAGCUCAACGGCGCCGCCCUUCUGCAACAGAAGACCGACCAGGAGCCUGAAUUCAAGGACUUUCUCAAGAAAAUUGCCACUGAUUACCGCUGUAAAGGCAUGCCGUUGUCCAGUUUUCUGCUUAAGCCUAUGCAGCGCAUCACCCGUUAUCCUCUCCAUAUCAAGAAUAUCCUGGAGAGCACCCCAGAGUCACAUGUGGAUCAUGGGCAUCUGCGGGAGGCUCUAGAAGGAGCGGAGGAGCUCUGCCUGCAGGUCAACGAGGGGGUCAGGGAGAAGGAAAACUCAGAUCGCCUGGAGUGGAUCCAGUCGCAUGUGCAGUGUGAAGGCAUCACCGAGAACCUGAUUUUCAAUUCCUUGACCAACUGCCUGGGUCCACGCAAGCUGCUACAUAGUGGGAAGGUCUACAAGACCAAGAGCAACAAGGAGCUCUAUGCUUUCCUCUUCAACGACUUCCUGCUGCUAACCUACGUUGUUAAGCAGUUCACCUCCUCUGGGACAGACAAGCUCUUCAGCCCCAAGACCAACAUGCAGUUCAAGAUAUACAAAAACCCGAUAUUUCUGAAUGAAGUUCUGGUGAAGAUGCCCUCUGACCCCUCUAGCGAUGAGCCAGUUUUCCACAUAUCCCACAUCGACCGUGUUUACACUCUCAGAACGGAGAACAUCAAUGAGAGGACGGCUUGGGCCCAGAAGAUCAAAGCUGCAUCAGAGCACUUUAUAGAGACUGAGAAGAAAAAGCGAGAAAAGGCUUACCAAGCACGCUCCAUUAAGGCCAGUGGGAUCGGUCGCCUGCUGGUCACUAUUUUGGAGGCUACUGAGCUGAAGCCUUGCAAACCCAAUGGAAAGAGCAACCCGUACUGCGAGGUGACCAUGGGAGCGCAGUGCUAUACCUCCCGCACAAUAAAUGACACCAUCAACCCCAAGUGGAAUUUCAACUGCCAGUUCUUCAUCAAGGACCUGUACCAGGAUGUUCUGUGUAUCACCGUCUUUGAGAGGGACCAGUUCUCUCCUGAUGACUUCCUGGGUCGCACUGAAGUUCCUGUGGCAACCAUCAAGAAGGAGCUGGAGAACAAGGGACCAGCGAACCGACGCCUCCUGCUUCACGAGGUGCCGACGGGGGAGGUGUGGGUGCGGCUGGACCUGCAGCUCUUUGACCACAAGACCCACAAGUGAGAGAAGCCUGCUUAGCACACAUUGUUAUAGCACACAUACCCCUGCCCAGCUGUGGUCUGCACAUUAGGGAAGGAGGGCAACAUCUGGGCCUCCUGAAAGGCCCUCAUGCAGAUGCGCUGGCCUGCCCCGACACCCCUGUGCAGCUGUGAAGCAGGUCGCUGGCCGACAGUGCGCACGAUCAACGUGCUAUGUACCGUACCCCAGCUGUUUCUUCUUCACUCCUGGGACAUUGCCAACCGUGUUUUGAACUGAGGCCAUCAAUGAAGGGUAUAUGUUUUGGAACUGUAAUUAUUUGACUUUUUGGUCUGUACACAUAUAUAAAUAUACAAAUGUGGAUGCUGGAAUGUGAAUUAUAGGUGAAGUGGAAAAUGUAGGAAGACGUUUUGAACCGCAGCUACUGUUUACCACAGGAUAUGGGAAUAUCUCAGGAUUAUGUUUCUCCCAGGGCUAUAUGUAUU